Theileria orientalis strain Shintoku is the source of this 894-nucleotide messenger RNA. RefSeq lists its product as hypothetical. The transcript is spliced from 6 exons. Lineage: Eukaryota; Apicomplexa; Aconoidasida; Piroplasmida; Theileriidae. The coding region runs from base 1 to 894 and encodes 297 amino acids. The record is from RefSeq and is a predicted model, not a curated record.
AUGUAUAUAGGUGUAGUCAUAGCAACUUUAACUAUUUUCUGUGACUUUAAUGUGAUACGGUGUUUGGGUCUAGCAGUGGAAUCUGGCCUAGCGUUCAGUCCGCCGCGCCCAUACUUGAGGAGAAUAAAGGUUAAAAACAGAAUUAGCAGAGAUGAGCGCAAAAGAAGGUCCGAGUUCUCCAAACAGCUGCACAAGGAGUUGAGAAUGAAGUACUGGCGGCGAAUAGAUCCCAAAAUUAACGAAAUAUUGAAGUUCGAUGACCCGCUAGCAGAAUCCUACGACCUAGACCCUAAAAGGGGAUUCGUGGUUCAGGAGGUUAUACCGAGGAUGGUUUACGUGUCAGACUCCCUGAAGCCACUGCCCCUAGACGAAAGCCGUUCUGAGGAGUUCGACAGACAGGCUGGGUUGCAGUUUCUGGCGAACAUCGCGGCGGUAACUGGUGUGUUCGUCAAAGAGUUCGAGAGCCGGAAGGGCCUCUCGUUUCUCAGCGAAAUGGGACCAUCGGAGCUGCUGACGCGCCUGGAAACGGACAUAUCCUACAUCUCGUCGCUUUUAAACGUGGAGCAACAAAGCCUCAGUCGGAGCUGUCUGGAGUACGUGGAGUUCCUGAAGUCGCUCUGCGAAAAAAGUGAAAUAAGGUUUUUAUCGCAGUGCUACGUCUUCUUCAAGGAGUGGCACGUUUCCAAGAAGACGCUCCUCACGAACCUCAGGGACCACCUGCGGCUGGUGAACAAGCUCAAGUGCUCGUUUUACGACCCUGAUGCGAGGAACCUGGAGGGAGUCUUGAACUUGAUGGCGUCUGAGUGGACGAGGAGGCAGAAGGACGAGUUUUUAAACGAAAUUCCGCUGGCUUAUCAGAAGCUAUCGGAGUCGCUGGUCAUGCCCUUCGUGUAA